CCUUUCUUGCGAUAGGCUAGCUGUCGAAACGGCAUCGGAGAGUCACUUUGUUUAACACAACUGUGAUAAAUUCCCCAUUAAACAACACCAGUGUGUGUCGAUUAGAGUGUUUGGGUGAUGUUGAUCAAACCAAAGUCUCAUUUGGUUCCGUUAACUUCGCCCUAACUGGACAGGUAGUUUGUGUUUUUUAACGUCGGAGGGUGUGUGUGUGUUUUUUUUCUCUCGGUCGCCGUCAGAGCAGCGUUGCCGAUAUCGUUAUCGACGCUAUCAAAAGCUCACAGUUUAACCCCAAACCCACGCAACUAAUUCUGAUAGUUAGCUGAAAGAUAAGGACGGAGGCGUUGAUGAGCAGCAAUGUCUGGCAUCGCUCUUAGCAGACUGUCCCAGGAGCGCAAAGCGUGGAGAAAAGACCACCCAUUCGGUUUUGUCGCCGUUCCCACCAAGAACCCCGAUGGCACCAUGAAUCUGAUGAACUGGGAGUGCGCCAUCCCAGGAAAGAAAGGAACCUUGUGGGAGGGAGGACUCUACAAACUCAGAAUGCUGUUCAAAGAUGAUUACCCUUCCUCACCACCCAAAUGCAAGUUUGAGCCACCGAUAUUCCAUCCGAACGUCUAUCCAUCCGGCACCGUGUGUCUGUCCAUCCUGGAGGAGGAUAAAGACUGGAGGCCCGCCAUCACCAUCAAGCAGAUCCUUUUGGGAAUCCAGGAGCUGCUGAAUGAGCCCAACAUCCAAGAUCCGGCACAAGCAGAAGCUUACACAAUUUACUGUCAGAACAGGAUGGACUAUGAAAAGCGCGUACGGGCACAGGCCAAGAAGUUUGCCCCGACAUAGAGAGGAGAGCGGGCCUUCACCCCCCCCCCCCCCCUCCCCCCCGCCUGGGCAGCCUGAACUGAUGAUAGAGGUGACAAUAAGGAGGCAGUGCACUCGAAGGACCACUCCAAUAAGAAUCAAGUUUAGGUAUUAUUAUUAUUAUAAUUAUACAGUCAGGCAAAAAAGUGAGCCUGUUUUUUUUUUACUUCUCUUUCUUUUUGUUUCCAACAAAGAAACGUUCAUGAUUUAACAUGUCUUCAAUGAACACUUUGAUGAUCAACAUGAUGGUUAACAUGACCAUUGCUUUAAGUAAUCUUGUGUAAUCCAGUAUUUUCAUCAUGGGCCAUGUCUAUAUUACUACUUUAAGUUAUGAUAAUGUAGAAACAGAGCUGUAGGGAUAAGAUGUCAUGUCCAGAAUGCUUUCUCUUUCAAGUUCAGUACGUUUUAGCAGAAGUAGAGAUUUCACUUUUUAAUUCACUUAGUUUUCAUAAGUCCAUGAAAUCCCCAUGAGUAUUAUAAACAGUGUUUCAUGUCUGUGGAGGACAAAGCAGUAAGACAAUAAAUGGAAGUACAUCCUUG
Molecule: messenger RNA, 1389 nt
Organism: Labrus mixtus (cuckoo wrasse)
Lineage: Eukaryota; Metazoa; Chordata; Actinopteri; Labriformes; Labridae
Product: SUMO-conjugating enzyme UBC9-like
Exons: 7
Coding region: 355-831 (158 amino acids)
Biological process (GO): protein sumoylation
Cellular component (GO): nucleus
Molecular function (GO): SUMO conjugating enzyme activity
Source: RefSeq, a predicted model, not a curated record